Messenger RNA from Cydia amplana, 468 nucleotides. RefSeq lists its product as uncharacterized. Gene Ontology annotation, biological process: regulation of proteolysis; proteasome-mediated ubiquitin-dependent protein catabolic process. Gene Ontology annotation, molecular function: ubiquitin protein ligase binding. Gene Ontology annotation, cellular component: cytoplasm. Lineage: Eukaryota; Metazoa; Arthropoda; Insecta; Lepidoptera; Tortricidae. Bases 1 to 468 code for a protein of 155 amino acids. The transcript has a single exon. The record is from RefSeq and is a predicted model, not a curated record.
AUGUCUUCAAAACUGUAUGAGGAUAACGACUUUACUGAUCUAUGUGCUGGAGAGGAUAAAAUUGCUGUGCACAAAAAUUUUCUAGUCGCUCACAGUGAUGUGUUCAAGGCGAUGCUGAGUGGUCCAUGGAAAGAAGCAGCGGAAGGUAAAGUAAAUGUAGAGGGUGUAACCAUCAAGGUUCUUGAGCGGUUAAAAAAUUACAUGUACAAUGGUGACGUGUUCUACACUGAUGAUGAAGAGCUCCGAACACUGCUGCUGCUCGCACGAUACUAUCUCAUCGAAGAUCUUCAAAAACAAUGUAUUAGACUGCUGGCCGAAACAGUCAAGCCGGAAACGUUAUUUUCACAUAUCGAAUUUGCAUGUCAGCACCAGAUUCCGGAGUUACCUUUUGCUAUGCUGCAGAUGACGCAGGAUUCAGUUGUCAAUGAAGCCUUUUCGAUUAGGCGUAGAGCUGAAUAUGAGGUUUGA